Messenger RNA from Hippoglossus stenolepis (Pacific halibut), 3413 nucleotides. It is a transcript of the gene mknk1, whose product is annotated as MAPK interacting serine/threonine kinase 1. Gene Ontology annotation, cellular component: nucleus; cytoplasm. Bases 146 to 1537 code for a protein of 463 amino acids. Lineage: Eukaryota; Metazoa; Chordata; Actinopteri; Pleuronectiformes; Pleuronectidae. Gene Ontology annotation, biological process: protein autophosphorylation; intracellular signal transduction; peptidyl-serine phosphorylation. Gene Ontology annotation, molecular function: calmodulin binding; calcium/calmodulin-dependent protein kinase activity; ATP binding. The record is from RefSeq and is a predicted model, not a curated record. The transcript is spliced from 14 exons.
UGGGAGGGGUCAAACGUCUGCUAUUGUGUUUUCCCGCCCCGCGCGUCACCGGCUGUCUGUGUGAUGGAUCUCAGCUAUGGAUGCUUACAUCAGCUGCCCGAGGCUCUGACAGAGGGAAGCUGGCUGGUUUGAAGCAGUUGCAGAUAUGGUGAGGUUGAGUGUGAUGGCGGAGCUGCAAGCCUUCCAGAAGCCUCUCCAGGGUAACUCCCUGUCUAUGGGUCACGUAGGGCAGAGCUGUGGGGCAACUGAGGAGAAUGAGAUCCCCACAGAGGACAGGCGGCACCUUUCCCAGGGCCCAUCAGAUUUUGAGAAAAGCCAGCCAGUGAAUAUCCCAGACGCAGCUAAAAGAAAGAAGAAGAAAAGAACUAGGGCAACAGACAGCUUCACUGGCACUUUUGAUGACCUGUACAAGCUGACAGAUGAGGUUCUUGGUCAGGGGGCAUAUGCUAAAGUUCAAGGAUGCAUAAGUCUACAGAACGGACAGGAGUUUGCUGUGAAGAUGAUAGAGAAAAGUGCCGGUCACAGCCGCAGCCGCGUCUUUCGAGAAGUGGAGACACUCUACCAGUGUCAGGGGAACAAGAAUAUUUUGGAACUGAUCCAGUUCUUUGAAGAUAGCUCAUGCUUCUAUUUGGUAUUUGAAAAGCUCCGUGGAGGCUCCAUCCUCACACACAUCCAGAAUCGAAAGCACUUCGAUGAGCUGGAGGCCAGUAAGGUCGUCAGGGAUAUUGCCCAAGCACUUGACUUCUUACACACUAAAGGCAUUGCCCACAGAGACCUUAAGCUGGAGAACAUUCUUUGUGAAUACACUGAUCAGGUGUCGCCAGUGAAGAUCUGUGAUUUUGACUUGGGAAGCGGAGUGAAGCUCAGCAGUGCCUGUACACCCAUAACGACUCCAGAGCUCACCACACCGUGUGGCUCAGCUGAGUACAUGGCUCCAGAAGUAGUGGAGGUCUUUACUGAUGAAGCCUCCUUCUACGACAAGCGCUGUGACCUCUGGAGCCUCGGGGUCAUCCUCUACAUCCUGCUGAGCGGCAGCCCCCCCUUCACAGGCCACUGCGGCACCGACUGUGGUUGGGACCGGGGUGAAACCUGCAGAACCUGCCAGAGUAACCUGUUUGAGAGCAUCCAGCAGGGCAAGUAUGAGUUUCCAGACAAGGACUGGUCUCACAUCACAGCGGGGGCCAAGGAUCUCAUAUCCAAGCUGCUGGUUCGGGACGCCAUGCUUCGCCUCAGUGCUGCUCAGGUCCUAAAGCACCCUUGGGUGCAGGGGAAUGCUCCAGAGAGAGGUCUUCCAACCCCUCAUGUUUUACAGAGGAACAGCAGCACCAAAGACCUGACCCAGUUCGCAGCAGAAGCCAUCGCCUUCAACCGGCAGCUAUCCCAGCACGACGAGCAGCAGCAGGAGGACGUCGGAGGGAUCGUUUGCUCCAUGAGGCUUUCUCCUCCUUCCAACUCCAGACUGGCUCGUAGACGGGCGCAGUCCAAUGCUCUGCGUACCAGUGACUUCGAACCCGCCUCGGACGACCUUGCUGCCUGAAGCACCAGUGUUACACCCCCCCUUUGUGAUGUUCUCAGACUGAUUUCAGCCUCUGCUUUCUCCUCCUGUGUGCAUGUGUGAGUGAGUGUGUGUUUCACUGGGAGACUUCUAGGAGGAGGUACAUGCAAUUAGAAGUGACUGUUCAUGGUGUUAAAGCUCUUCCUCUUGGCCAGUAAUCUUAUCAGCACUCAGAGUUUGAGCAGUAAGGGAACAGUUCAUCCUCAGCUACCACCUCAGAGUUACAAACCUAGUUGGACCUCCUGAGAUUUGCUCAGGUUUCAUUUUAAGCUGCCUAGAUUUCAAACAAGGAAAUAUUUAUUUGAACAUAUCUUUAGUUUUAGAAAUUUACACAUAAUCUCCACAGAUUUAUUUAUGAUCAACAAGGAACAGCUGACUAUAGGCUCUUAAUGCCAGCGUUUUAUACAUUGCCAUAUCCAGUACAUAGGUCCAGCACAGUUGUGCGGCUGCUGCUCUCCUAAUGCAACAUUAUAUACAUUUAAUAGCUUUUAUUUGCCUUGUUGUCCAACUGUGAAUUAAUUGAUGUGAUAUUUAAAUGCUACUAACUGCUUCUCAGUCACUGGAGGAAAGGGAUUUUAUUUUUUAAGCCAGUACUUGUAUGCGAUCUGGAGUGUGUGUGUGCGAGUGCGAGUGUGUAUGUGGUUAAGAUAAAAAAUUAACACUUGGAGGAGACGAUGGCGUUUUCUCCGUUCUUACCUGCAUUUUUAAGUAAUUCUGUUCUAGCCUUGCGAUUUAAAGUGUGCAUGAAUCUGAUUAGUGAAAACCCUUAGAUCAGAUAUUUUUGUAUUUAUUUUUGAUCUCCAGCUUUCACAUUAACACAAGCUACCUGUAGCACUGAUGUACUUUAAAGUAUUUAGUUCAAAGGGAGAACAUUGAAUCAGUUUGGUCAUGCGCAUACAACACCUACAACAAUAACUAUCUUCAAAGAGGUGUUAACAACCUUUUCUCCUCGGUAGAGUCCAACUAUACCUCAGACUCUUAUUUGCACCACGUCUUUGUGUUUGUACUGUAAACAAAUGCAUCAUCCCAAAAAGACUUAGGAGUCCUAUUGAUUUGAUGUGAUUUUGGUCCGAAUGACUUGAAAUGGGAGAAUUUCAUCUGUGUUUGAUGGUAUGUACCGUAUAGCUAAUACGACUUAAAGGAGGUUUUGUGCGUAGUUGAUGUUAAGAUUGAAUUCUAUACUGAGGUUGAAGGGAAUUAUUUUUAUAAAUAGUUGAAAGUAUUUGUAUAUUGUUCAGUUUUGUAUUGUGGGUUCUGUGAAUGUGUCGUUGAAAGAAUGAUGGACAAACCGAGACUUCACCAUCUUUGAUUUUCUUCGGUCCAUCAAGUUGCAGUAAUUUACUGUCUGAUUUAGAUCCAUCCCCAUUUUUUUAAAUAUAAAAAAUAUAGUCUUACUUUUUUAUUUGUUUCAUUACUUAAGGACCCUAUCUGUGUUUGAAUGGACUCACAACGGCCAUCUAUCAUUUCUAUUUCCCCCGAACUGUUACUUUUAUGUGUUGCCCUCUAAACGACAUGCCCCCAGAUUUCACACUGUUGCCAUGGACACCCCAUCCCUAUAGCAACUAAGGGCCUUUAUUGGCUGGCAGGAAUUGACAUGAGAUUUGCUCAGAGGGAAAACACACAUGAGGAAACAACCACUUGCUGCAUUAAAGCCCUCUCGCUCUCAUUAUGAGCCAUAAAAAGGGCUCGUUUGUUUCUCCACAUCAACCUGUAAUGGCAGCGAAUGAGAUCCAGUGGCCUAAUUGGUGUGCAAUUCUGAGUGGGAAGCUCAUAUGGGGUCCUGUUCAUGAAAGUCUCACUCACAUGCAGAUUUUCCCUGGUAUGCUGUGUUCUCAAUAAACAAAACAAAGAUCCUCUA